UUUCACGAAUUUGAACACUCUCUAAAGAUGUUGGUGAAAAUUAGUUUAGUCCUCUUAGUGCUCUAUGUGGCGUACCGUUGGUAUGAUCGUUUUGACCCUGGUAAGUGCUCUGUGGCGUACCGUUGGUAUGAUCGUUUUGACCCUGGUAAGUGCUCUGUGGCGUACCGUUGGUAUGAUCGUUUUGACCCUGGUAAGUGCUCUGUGGCGUACCGUUGGUAUGAUCGUUUUGACCCUGGUAAGUGCUCUGUGGCGUACCGUUGGUAUGAUCGUUUUGACCCUGGUAAGUGCUCUGUGGCGUACCGUUGGUAUGAUCGUUUUGACCCUGCUAUGGUGAAAGGCAAGCAUGUGAUAGUGACUGGUGCGUCUACUGGCAUUGGUGAACAAAUAGCAUAUCAUUAUGCCAGAAUGGGAGCUAGUGUUGUUGUGACUGCAAGGACUGAGAAAAAGCUGCAGCAGGUUGUGAAAAACUGUAAAGAGUUUGGCAAAGGUCUUGGCAGCUCGUUUCAUUAUGUAACUGCUGAUAUGGAGAGAAUGGAGGAGACUAAAAAGGUUGUAGAUUUUGCAGUGGACAAAUUUGGUGGCAUUGAUGUCCUUGUUCUCAAUCACAUCCUUCCUGUAGCACCUAACGAGUGGACAGGCUCAUCGGACAACAUCACCCUCCAUGAGCGUGUAUUCAAGGUCAACUUCUUCUCUUACGUCCGAAUGUACUCAUACGCCAUGCCAAUUAUUGAAAAGGCUGCUGGACGCGUGAUUGUGAUGUCAUCAGUGACAGGAGUUGUCAACUUUCCCCUGCUUGCAACUUAUGGCUCAACAAAGUAUGCGAUAAAUGGUUUCUUUGGUAACCUCCAGAUGGAGCUUCUCAGCCGCAAGUCGCCAGCAUCUAUUACCAGGUGCACCAUUGGUCUUAUAUCUACCGAUAAUGCAAUAAAGUUCUUCCGUGAAUCAAAGUUGGGUAAAAAUGAAGCAUUUGUCCCGAUUGCGACUCCGUCCGAUACGGCCCUUGCUGUGAUCAAGGGAGGAACCUUGAGAGAGACUGAAGUAUUUUAUCCUGUUCUGGUCGCAAGGUUCGCCUCAACAUUCCCGACAUUUGUAUCGCAUAUGGAACGCUUCACAGGCUGGCUGCUUAAUGGAGAGUGAUCAUGGUGAUCAUGGGUCAAGUCCUUUCCUUGGAUGUCCAUGUUCUUGCUUUACAUGUCCUCAUUGGGCGUAGGUGGCAGUGGAACCCUUGGAUGCUGGACAAUCACUGAGAAGACCAAAUAUUUCAUGAAACAUUUACACUUUCUACAAGAGCUGUGAAGACAAUUGCACAGCCUAGUCUUCCCUUACCAGAUUGCAUGUCAUAGAAGCCAUAGUAUCACCACAGUUCCUGUAUAAGACAUCACAACUAUGAGUCACUGAUAAAACAAAGAUUUCACUUCUUCUAAUGUAAUACCCCAUGUGUGUUUGUGACUAACAACUAUUCACGCUUGUACAACGAAUAUAUGAAGAGAUGAAUCUUAACGUGACCCAGGGCCCUCACUGUGCAUAUUAGUCACCUAAAGAUGGCCAAUAUAACCCCACUGCUCCUGCCUAUAGUCUCCCUUUAAUAGAGAGGCUGUUUUGUGGUCACUGUACCACUGACAACUAUUGUUAAUAAGAACGGUGAAUAGGCCUUGGAUGUCAUUCUCUAUGUUAACUCAACAGUGAACGAAAACUUCUGUCCCUGUGGAGAACGGAGACCGAAGAUGCAUGUCAGUCACCACCAGCGAGGCGAUGCGAUUGGCUGUCCGUGGACAGGCUUUGAGUGGUUGUGCCAAUUGAGACCAGUCACAAUCAAAAUAAGUAUGGUGAAGACCUAGUUGGCUCACACCCAACACAUACCCAAAAUAGAAAUAGGGACAGCUUAUCAAAUGUCAGUAGUUUCAAGGGACAUUCCGAUUCUUGUAUUGCAAUAUUUCAGGCAGAAACAGCAGAUUAGCCAAAGCAUUCGGUAAUAAAUCAUGAUAUUAUGAGGGCUCUCAAACUUGGGACAAUCUAGCUACCAUAUUCGGAAAGUGGAUGUGAAUUAUCAUCGCGUAAUUCUGUUGGCAGAGGCAGGCGUCGACAGACUUACAGCCAGAGAGAUGAUGAUGUCGGUGGAUGCCCUGUCACAUUUAGGAAAUUGGUUUUCUGGCAACAAAGUAUAUCAAGUCCGUUGACACCUGAUGGAUAGAUCCGUGGAGGUUAAGUGCGAGAGGUGUGGUUUCGUCACAGCAGCGGAACUAAACGUCUAUAGGACGUGCCGUCAUCGGACAUGUGACGAGUGUUACGAAGUGGAGGAGAUGUCUUCGGAGACAGAAGGCGGGAAUAUCUCCUUCAACUCAAACUGUCCUGUUUGCCAGAGGCGUAUUCUGUUCCAGUCGACGAGGCGGGAUCAGCAUUUUCCGCCAUAUUUCAUGAGAUUUGAUAUAAUCAGGAAUGGGCAGGAGAGACAAGCGCCUGUCGUCUGUGGGGAAUGUUGUAAUGACGAUCUCCGCGCCGAUGGUACAAGUCGCUGCCUGGAUUGUGGCGUUUACCUUUGCGAUGUGUGUGCAGACAAGCAUGGUGUGGGUGGGAGACGACACAGAAUCUUCACCCUGACGGAACUUCGCGAAGGAAACUUUUUUGACGAGUUCCGUCUCGUUCCUCGAGACGAUCCGUCUCAUUGCUACAGACAUCCUGGGACACAGUUUUCCCAUUGGUGCGAACAUUGUGAUUGCACAAUAUGUCUCUUAUGCAUACGUCAUCAUGACGGUCACAGCAUCACUCCUUUGACACAGACAUUGACUUAUAUGCAAACCCAAGUGAAUAGGCUAAAACUGACUAUAGAAGGUUUCAUUGAGGACUUUGAAAAACUGACGCAAAGGCAUGAACGAAAAAAAAAGUUGGUGCAAGACCAUUUUGGGUAUUUGAGAGACUCAAUCAAAUCUGCUGCCGAAAUACGAAAAAGAAAGAUCGAUCAGGACGCAGACGAACUUUUGAGACAGGUCAGUCAAAUACACGAGGAUUAUGAGUCAAAGUGUAAAAUGGUGGAGGAAAUGAUGGAGACUGAAGACGUUGCCACGCAGGCGUGGAAUAAACUCCUUGGUUGUUUUUUCAAAGAUGGCGUCAAUUUAGCAGACGACAAGUUGAUUGAUUGUUUUCAGUUCUUGAAAGCAAAUGAAAAUCUUGUUCAAGAACAGAGAGAAACAAUAGAAGAAAUAUCCAAAAGUGCUCCAAAAUUAUCCGAGAUCAAAAACUGUGUUUUCAAAGCGAACUUAAACACUUUCAGGAACUCUCGGACUGAGAAUUUAGUGGGUGCCAUUGACACGCCCAUCUUGAUGUUGGUUGGGGAGGUGGCGGAGGAAGGGGGGGUCUGGGUGAUUGUAGGGGAAAGAGGAAGGCGGACAAGUCGGAACCAAAAGAAUCUCGUAAUUCCGCACUUCAUGACUCUAGAUUCAAAGGAAUCCGUUUAUGCGCAACAGAGACCAAGAAAACUUAGUUUUAAUAUGUUUAGCACGAUUCAUUAAGCAGUAAAUUGCAGGGAGAGUCCCACACUCAAAGCGUAAUCUUUCCCACCAUUACGGAAUCGGCCCCCACUAGGUUGUCAGCCAUGAAAUCAUUCGCGUUACAGCUUUGCAACUAUGGAUACAAACGUACGUGUGGUAAUUCGUUUAUUACAAUAUAUACAUGUAGUGUUAAUUCCAGCUUUCGCACUGAGGCCAAUGAUCUGAGGUCUUGGAAAUGGAAAAUGCGCGUAAACUUGUGUAACAUUCUGGUUGUUCCACAUCAUCAGUGUGAAUCGUGAGUGAGCCCUAAUUGGACAGUGGGGGCAUAGAGAACCGUACCUACACCCAACAGUGAGGCAAACACUGAGAGGGCAGAAACACUCAAGAUAUUUCACUGUCACACCGCUCCUGACCGCGUUCACAGCAUCCCCACAACAAACCUCAGGCAGAAGUUUCCGUAAAAAAAUUAAAUUUGA
Molecule: messenger RNA, 3961 nt
Organism: Lineus longissimus
Lineage: Eukaryota; Metazoa; Nemertea; Pilidiophora; Heteronemertea; Lineidae
Product: hydroxysteroid 11-beta-dehydrogenase 1-like protein
Exons: 7
Coding region: 28-1137 (369 amino acids)
Cellular component (GO): intracellular membrane-bounded organelle
Molecular function (GO): oxidoreductase activity
Source: RefSeq, a predicted model, not a curated record